AUGGCUUCAAGCAAAAAUCUACCAGUAUUUUGCAUUCUAUUGUCCCUUGUAGCAGCAGCUACUAUUGCUUCUGCAAAUAGCAAUUAUGAAAAUGGUUAUUAUGGCUAUGGCAAUAAUGCCCCCAAAACAUAUAAGAAGAAUGUGCCUACAAAAGGAUUAGUCCCUGAAGCAAAUAUUAUUGCUGUUCAAGGAAUGAUUUUUUGCAAAUCUGGUUCUAAAUACAUCCCACUUAAGGGAGCGGUAGCAAGGAUAACAUGCCUAGGCACGGAGAAAAACGGUUAUGAAACAGCUCCAUUCUCCUUCUCAAGUUAUCAAUCGGACGCAAAGGGUUAUUACUAUGCAGUAUUUUCAGUAAAGGAAUAUGAUGAAUCUUGCACAAUAACACAAUGCAAAGCCUUCUUAGAAAGCUCUUCACUUGAAGAAUGUGAUGUCCCAACUGAUGAAAAUAAAGGGAAAACAGGAGCUCUUCUUACUUCUUAUAGAUUACUCAAUGAAUAUGCAAACAAGAAAACAUUAUUGUAUUCUGUUGCCCCUUUUGUUUACACUUCUAAUGAUGAUGACUACACUAAAUCCAAUUACAAACGUGAAGGGGGUUAUUAA
Molecule: messenger RNA, 600 nt
Organism: Solanum dulcamara
Lineage: Eukaryota; Viridiplantae; Streptophyta; Magnoliopsida; Solanales; Solanaceae
Product: protein SEED AND ROOT HAIR PROTECTIVE PROTEIN-like
Exons: 2
Coding region: 1-600 (199 amino acids)
Source: RefSeq, a predicted model, not a curated record